AUGGCGAGUUUGACUGUACCAUCCGCCGUCCCCUCCGUCUCUGAAGACGCCGAACAACUCCGCAAAGCCUUCGAAGGAUGGGGAACAAAUGAGCAUUUGAUCAUUUCAAUUUUGGGUCACAGGAAUGCUGCCCAGCGCAAGGCAAUUCGACAGGCUUACGCUGACAAAUAUGGUGAAGAUCUCCUCAAAGCCUUAGACAAGGAGCUCUCAAAUGACUUUGAGAGGUUGGUCCUGCUGUGGACAUUGGACCCUGCAGAACGUGAUGCACUUUUGGCUAAUGAAGCUACAAAGAGGUUUACAUCAAGCAAUCAGGUUCUUGUGGAGAUAGCAUGCACAAGGUCACCUAAAGAGCUCAUUUUGGCUAGGGAUGCUUAUCAUGCUCGUUAUAAGAAAUCCCUUGAAGAGGAUGUUGCUUAUCACACCACAGGGGAGUUUCGCAAGCUACUUCUGCCUCUGGUGAGCUCAUAUCGAUAUGUUGGUGACGAAGUGAACAUGACCCUCGCAAAAUCUGAGGCUAAGAUACUGCAUGAGAAAAUCAAGGACAAGCAUUACAGUGAUGAUGAUGUUAUCAGAAUUGUGGCCACACGGAGCAAAGCCCAGGUCAAUGCAACCCUCAAUCAAUACAAGAAUGAGUUUGGCAGUGACAUAAUCAAGGAUUUGGAACAUGAUAAUGACAAUGAGUUCCUCUCUAUCCUGAGGGCUGCUUUUGAAUGCCUUGCCUACCCUGAUAACUACUUUGAGAAGGUUCUGCGAGAAGCAAUUAACAAGCGCGGGACUAAUGAGGCUGCUCUCACCAGGGUUGUGGCUACCAGGGCGGAGGUUGAUCUGAACAUAAUUAAGGAGCUUUACCACAAGAGGAACAGUGUACCUCUGGGGAAGGCCAUUGUCAAGGACACUCAUGGAGAUUAUGAGAAAAUGCUUGUUGCUUUGAUCGGGGAGAGUGAUGCUUGA
Molecule: messenger RNA, 951 nt
Organism: Oldenlandia corymbosa var. corymbosa
Lineage: Eukaryota; Viridiplantae; Streptophyta; Magnoliopsida; Gentianales; Rubiaceae
Source: the annotation of a GenBank genome assembly